UGCAAAAACAAAUUAAGAAUCAAAAUUGGGUCACCAUAUCAAUAUUGCAAAAAUGAAAAAUUUCAAUCACCAGGAUAAUCGGAAUGGGCUAUUUUGAACAUGAGGAUAACCCGGUUGCGAAUAGACCGGUAUGUUAGUUGAGUCACAUCCCCCACAUUUCCAGCCAUCUUUCUUCAUCAUCUUCUUCUUCCUCCAUCUUUCCUCUCUGACAAAUUUUUAGGAAAAAAAAAUCAUCAUUUUCUUCCCGGAUUCAACCCACCAAUUUUCUUGUUCUCCAGAUCAUUGAAUGAACAAUCUGGUUGAUCCAUAUCCCAUCAAAUGUUCCAUGGGUUUCCUGCAUCAUCAUCAUCAACCAUUCAUCAGGUUUCUUCUUUUUUCUCCAUUUUUCUUCCUCCUAACUAGUGUUUCCAGUUUCUACCUCCCGGGGAGCUUCCCCCACAAAUACGAUGUCGGAGAUCAGCUCUCAGUCAAAGUGAAUUCAUUAACAUCAAUCGAAACCGAAAUCCCAUACGGGUAUUACUCUCUUCCAUUCUUCUGUAAACCAAAAGAAGGCGUCAAAGACAGUGCUGAAAAUCUCGGGGAACUCCUGAUGGGAGACAGGAUUGAGAACUCCCCGUACCGAUUCAAGAUGUGCGUUAACGAGACGGAGGUGUUCUUGUGCCGAUCCGCUCCCCUGUCUUCUGAUGAUUUCAAGAUCCUUAAAUCCAGGAUUGAUGACAUGUACCAGGUUAACCUCAACCUGGACAAUCUCCCGGCGAUCAGGUACAUGAAUAAAGAUGGUUACUUGCUCAGGUGGACGGGGUAUCCGAUCGGGACCAAACUCGGGAGCGAUUACUACCUUUUCAAUCACCUGAAGUUCAAAGUCUUGGUUCAUAAGUACAUUGGGAAUGAUAACAUGGUUGUCGGGGUGAUCGGGACUGGAGACGGGGCUGAAUUGAUCACCCCUGAGGAUAACAAAGACGACUUGCCGAGCUAUAUGGUUGUCGGGUUUGAAGUCGUGCCAUGCAACGUUCAGCAUAAUUCUAAGUUGCUCAAGGAUUUGGGGACCUAUUCCAGGUACCCUGCCCCUAUUAAAUGCCAACAGGACAAGGUGUCAUUGGCUGCGAAGGAAGGCGAGCCGGUUACUUUCAGCUACGAGGUUUCAUUCGUGGAGAGCGAAAUCAGGUGGCCGUCCAGAUGGGAUGCGUAUCUGAAGAUGGAAGGAUCCAAAGUACAUUGGUUUUCGAUAUUGAAUUCCCUGAUGGUGAUCACAUUCUUAGCCGGGGUAGUUUUCGUGAUACUGUUGAGGACGAUCAGGCGGGAUUUAGCCAAGUAUGAGGAGCUGGACAAGGAAGCUCAGGCACAGUUAAAUGAGGAGUUGUCCGGAUGGAAGCUGGUUGUCGGGGAUGUAUUCCGGGCUCCAGAAAAUGCCGAGUUCUUAUGUGUGGUUGUUGCUGAUGGAUGCCGAAUUGUUGGGAUGGGGAUUGUCACCAUCUUUUUUGCGGCAAUGGGAUUCAUGUCGCCGGCUUCUCGUGGUGCAUUGCUCACAGGGAUGCUCCUGGUUUAUGUAUUUUUAGGGAUUUUAGCAGGAUAUGUGGCGGUUUGGCUUUUGAAGACGAUUCAAUCAGGGGAUGCUUCCAGAUGGGGUUCGGUUUCCUGGAGGGUUGCCUGUUUUUUCCCUGGAAUUUCAUUCACAAUUCUAACUUUCCUGAAUUUCUUGUUAUGGGGAAGCCAAAGCACUGGAGCCAUCCCCAUCUCUACAUUUAUAGUUCUCCUCUUGCUUUGGUUCUGCAUUUCAGUCCCUUUAACUCUCCUGGGCGGAUUCGCUGGCACGAGAUCGCCAGCCCUGGAAUAUCCAGUCCGAACAAACCAAAUCGCUCGCGAAAUCCCAGCGCAGAAGUUUCCAUCCUGGCUGCUGGUUUUUGGAGCCGGAACACUUCCAUUUGGAACCCUGUUCAUAGAACUGUUCUUCAUCAUGUCCAGCAUUUGGCUUGGGAGAGUCUACUAUGUCUUCGGGUUCUUGCUCAUAGUUUUUAUCCUUUUAGUCAUUGUCUGUGCUGAGGUCUCCCUUGUUUUGACCUACAUGAACCUUUGUGUUGAGGAUUGGAGAUGGUGGUGGAAGUCAUUCUUCGCCUCGGGUUCGGUCGCGGUUUAUAUAUUCAUGUACUCCAUAAACUACCUUGUGUUUGAUCUCAAGAACCUGAGUGGACCUAUUUCAGCUAUGCUCUACUUGGGAUACUCUCUUUUGAUGGUCAUUGCAGUCAUGCUAGCAACCGGAGCCAUUGGCUUCCUGUCUUCUUUCUUCUUCGUCUACCGCCUUUUCUCUUCAGUAAAGAUUGAUUGAUUUAGGGAUCAUCAACAUAUUCCGUAGUUGUUUUGUAUUGUUGGAAGUUAAUUAGAUGGAUGAUGUAUGUUCCUUUUGUCUUUUCAAUAAGUUUUGUAGGGAAGAGACUCGAGAGACUUUUGAGAACUGUAAUCCAUUUCUUUUUUGUUUCUCCAGUUUCAUGCAGAAGUUGAAGUUCUAAUAGGAUCUAAAUUUCGUUA
This is a messenger RNA of Oldenlandia corymbosa var. corymbosa, 2523 nucleotides long. NCBI's taxonomy places the organism in Eukaryota, Viridiplantae, Streptophyta, Magnoliopsida, Gentianales, Rubiaceae. The record is from the annotation of a GenBank genome assembly.